UUGCUGCGCUGUAGCUGUGCUAGGAGCAUGGCGAACGGAAAGGAAGGAGACAUGCACUCCACACCUGAGAAUAUGCUCACUGAAACUUCCACUUUGAUGCAGAAAGUGCCUGAUUCAGGGCCGGGACAGAAAGACUCGGUACCGUGUUUGAUCCCGUCUUUUGCGGAAGCCUGUAAGCUGGUGUCGGCGCCGUACUCCUGCCUGGUGGUGGACACUCACCGCAGACACAUCGCUCUCUCGCCCAUGUACCUAAAGCGGAAAAAAACUGGGAUCCAGGAGCAACUAAACGCCGAACUGCUGAAGUAUUCGGAAAAUUUGAAAGGGGUGCCCAUGGCCUACGACAGCAUCCGGGUGCUGGGACACCACGGGGAUAUCCACGACGAUAACGGCUUCAUCCACAUGAAUAUAGAGGCUUCCUUCGUGAUCUUCAGACCAAAGAGAGGACAGAAGCUCGUGGGGGUGGUGAAUAAGGUCGGUGUCGGCCACGUGGGCUGUCUGGUGCACGGCUGCUUCAAUGCCUCCGUCCCGAAGCCGCAGCAGGUCCCGCUGGAGGUGUGGGCCGGGGCGGUGCAGGUUGGGGGCAGCCUGGAGUUCGAGGUCUUCCAGCUGGACGCCGACGUCGCCGGAGUCCUUCUGAUCAGGGGACGGCUCGACAAACAGAGGGUGCAGGAGCUGGCAGCCACUGGGGAAGAAGGGAGCGCCGACCCUGCGGAGGGGUGUGAGACCCCCCCUGAGCAGCCGCCAGAGGGAGGGAAGAUAAAGAAGAAGAAAAAGAAGAAGGAGAAGGAGCUGGAGGAUUCUGCGAUCCCAGAGGAGGGAGCUCCAGGUGACACCGUCGCCGUGGAUACGAAUGAAAACGCAGCAGACAGGAACGGACACGCUGAAGGCAAGAGGAGGAAGAAGAGCAAGCAGCAGGGUGGGGAUCCGCCUGCAGGCGUCCCGGAAACCCCCGCCAGCGACUCCAGUGGAUACCAGAGCGACGGCGGCACCAGGAAGAGGAAGAAGGGGGCGGAGCAGGAGCUGCCGCACCCCGAGGAGGAGUCCCCUGCACCCAAACCCAAAAAGAGGAAGAAGGAGAGAUGCACCCAGUGACCUUCCAGUCACCCUACACCUGUCUCGUGUUGCCAGCAGGGGGCAGCAGUGAUGCAGUACCAGUGCAGGCUUAAGCCUGUGUUCCUGUUGCUCAGUGCUGAGGGCAGUGGCAGUCUGCUUUUGGAGGUGCUGAGCUUGCGUAACAUAACUGCUAUAAAUAC
Megalops cyprinoides (Indo-Pacific tarpon) is the source of this 1253-nucleotide messenger RNA. RefSeq names its product RNA polymerase I subunit F (gene polr1f). Bases 28 to 1092 code for a protein of 354 amino acids. The transcript has 5 exons. Gene Ontology annotation, biological process: DNA-templated transcription initiation. The record is from RefSeq and is a predicted model, not a curated record. Lineage: Eukaryota; Metazoa; Chordata; Actinopteri; Elopiformes; Megalopidae. Gene Ontology annotation, cellular component: RNA polymerase I complex.